UUACAUUUUACAACCUCAAAAUGGAUUUAAUCUUGAGUGAUAAGUAUCGCAUUCUCUUUGCAGAAUGCAUGAAAAUAAAACUGUAUUCAGCAAUCUGACUUCAUGCCGGAGGGAUGUGUAGUAAAAUUUUCUAAGAAAUACGGUAUUUCCAAAGCACAUAGCUUGAAUACCUGUUUAUGAAAGAUAAUGUUUUAAUAGAAAAUGUUUAUAAAUGUAUUAUUUUUUUAUAUCGAUGUGAAAGAAAUGCGAUAUCUGUAAAUUUAACAAAUAUUGCAUGAGAAGAUUUAAGGAAAAUCAACAACUAUUUAAACGGGAAGAAUGGUGCAAGUAAUGUUUGGAACGUGGGACUAUGUCAUCAUGGUCGCCACGUUAAUCGCCUCAGUAGUAAUUGGUCUUUACUUUAAAUUCACUGGCGGCAAACAAAAAACAAAUGAGGAAUACCUUUUGGCCGAUCGAAACAUGUCUAUAUUUCCCGUUGCUGUAUCAUUGAUGGCUUCAUUCAUGUCUGCCAUAACACUACUUGGAGUAUCGGCAGAAAACUAUUACUAUGGAAUGAUAUUUGUUGUCAUAAAUCUAUCAUACGGUAUCGCGACACCGAUCGCUUCGCAUUUAUAUCUGCCGGUCUUCUUUGGACUUCAAAAGACUAGUACUUAUGAGUACUUGGAACUGCGUUUUGGGCCCAAAAUUAGAAUGUUGGCUUCAUUGACGUACACGUUGCAAAUGAUACUCUAUAAUGGAAUCGUGCUCUAUGCUCCUUCGAUUGUUCUAGAAGCCGUGACCGGUCUAGAUAGAGUAAUAUCUAUAUUAGUUAUAGGAUUGGCCUGCACUUUCUAUUCUACUUUAGGCGGUAUGAAGGCCGUACUUUUUACUGACUUACUUCAAUCAUUUUUAAUGUUCGCUGCUGUGUUUAGCAUUGUAAUUUUUGCGAUGAUAAAAGUCGGAGGCCUAGAAAACAUUUUUAUCAUAGCCAAAGAAGGUGGACGACUUGAUUUCUCGAAUGUCAGUUUGGACCCUACAGAACGGCACACAUGGUGGUCCUUAAUUAUCGGAGGUUUUAUUACGUAUCUAUCUUUAAAUGCCGUAAAUCAUACGCAGAUUCAGCGGUUAUUAACAGUGAGUUCUCUAUCUCGUUCCCAACAAUGUCUAUGGUGGAGUUGGCCCGUUCUAUCCUUAUUGAGCGUCGUCACAUGCACAAGCGGCUUAGCUAUCUAUGCUGUGUAUAAGGACUGUGACCCAUACGUCAGUAAAUCUAUCUCAGCGAUAGAUCAGCUCAUGCCCUACUUCGUGGUGGACACAAUGCGCUCAGUUCCAGGACUCGCGGGUUUGUUUGCGGCUGGAAUUUUCAGCGCAUCCUUGUCUACUAUAUCGGCCUCUUGCAAUGCGCUUGCUGCAGUAACUCUCACCGACUAUGUAAGCAGAUGGUGCACAGUACGUGAAACGUACAUAGCCUGGUUAACGAAGUUAGCAGCAUUUGCGUAUGGGAUGGUAUUUCUCGCCUUAGCGUUUCUUGCACAAUAUUUAGGGGGUAUUUUGCAAGCAGCUCUGACUAUAUUCGGAGCGGUCGGUGGACCCCUUUUCGGGGUGUUUACUUUGGGAAUGUUUACAACAUACGCUACGGAAAUGGGUGUUUCAGUGGCUUUACUGAGCGGUAUGUCCAUGACCUUAUGGAUGAGUUUCGGUAGUCCACGUCCAUUGCCGGUAAAGUUACCACUUAGUACCGAGGGAUGUUUGAAUGCCACCAUACCAUUGGCUGUUACGUCACAAACAUCAGAUUACUUCUACUUGUACAAGAUAUCCUACAUGUGGACGAGUCCGAUCGGUUUCGUGUGGGUGCUGGUGGUGGGCUCGCUGGUGUCGCUAGUGUGGCGGCACGCGCAGCCGUGGCAGCGCGCCGGCCGCCCGCACCCCGACCCCGCGCUCUUCACGCCGCCGCUCGCCAACUACCUUCGCGCUAAAUAUAAAGACGUGGACAACGUACAGAUGGGCAAAGAGAAUAAAUACUAAUCAUCAUAUGACUUGCUUCGGGAAUUUUGAUAUAUUUUUAUGUAAGAGCCAACUCCUGCAGAAAAGUGGCAGUUAUUGACGCACUGAAUGAAGAUAAUUUAUAGUUACAACAUACAUUUUAUUUUGAUUUAAUAAGACGCUGCACUGUCUUAGUAUUAUUUUUACUAUGAAAUAACUACAAAGAUAUUCUUUUAGUGUGUAAAAAAGUGGUUGUCAGUUUAAUCCAUAGAUUCAUUCAACGAAGUCAUUAGGGCGGGAGGAACGACCCGAGCUACAUACGCCAUGUGUAGUUUGGCAUAUCAUAUUUGUUUGUAGGUAUUUUAUAUUGUUAUGUGUAUAUGAUUAAAAGUGAAUACUACUUGUGCUGUGAGAUUGCAAAUCCUCAUAUCCUGUAAGGAGCUGCGUUUUCGUCAUUACCAUAUUUAUUUAUUUAUUUUUUUAUUGAUAUUGACUGUUAUUGAGUUAUGACAAUGGCGACAUUGUUGAGACAUUUUCGGCUUUUAUUAUAAGAUCGAAGGCGUUGUUUUACUGUUCACUUCUCUUUAUACUAUGGUAAUAUCUAAUAUCAGUUAAAAAUUAUAAGACACAAACAAUAUUAUUAUUAUUGAUUAUGACAGAGCGAUAUAUCAUUAUACAUACGUUAUGUACUGUGAAUAUGAAUAUUUGCACUAUAACCAGCACAAUUUGGGCUGCCUAAAGCUAUAAUAUAUACUAGAGUCUCGAAAUGAUGAUGAUGAAUGUAGAAUAUUUGAUAUUUAUUAAUAAUGUUAUCUAAAUGACUAGUGAUAUCUAGAAAAAGACAAUAAUAAUCUUAAAUUACAUUAUUAGGCAGAAAUGAAUGUGUUUCAGAAAAAUGUUUUUUUGGUACUUGGUAUAUUUGUAGGUACAAAAUUUUUAAAUGUUUGCAAUUAUAUACUUUUUUACUAUUUAACUAAAAAGUUUCAUCCAGCAAAUUGAUAAAACCUAUGUGAGUAAUUAAAUAGUGGUGUUUGUUAGCAAUAAUUUUAUAUAAAUUCUAUUUAUGUUUAUAUGCUAUGUAUAUAGUUAAGUUUUUAAUUUGAAUAGUAAUAGGCGUUCAAAUUCGAUUAUCACAAUCGACUUUACACAUUUAAAUAACCAUACUUAAAUACACUUAAUGAAUUUUCAUUACUUCAUGGACUUCAACCUUCAAUCAAGACAAGACUGACAACUAUAAAUCUUGUGUCCAGUAAUUUAGACCACAAUAAGCAAUAGUAGGUACAAUUUAUAAAUAGGUACAUAGUAUUUUCUAUUUUUUGGAGUAUGUGUAUCGUAAUUAUAUCACGAAUUUCGAACGUCUUGGGGUUCUAUAUUGUGAUUUUUUGAGGUUGUUAAACAACACUCAAAUUCCUAAUUUUGUUCCAGGUUUAUUUAGGUAUUUGUUUAUAUAAUAGCUAUGGACGGUUUCAUAACUUUUAGAUUUGUAUCUUUAGCUUAUCUAUCAGUUAAAAUAUGAUGUAUUAAAAUAUAGGUACUUGAAUUUUAGAGUCAAUCAGGGUAAUUGUGAAUCCCUGUUCAAUGUACAUAAUUGGUAAAAAUAUUAUUUCUGUUUUUGCAAAACGUUUAAUAAGAAUUGUUUCCAAUUAUAUACAAUUACCCUGAUUCACUAUAUAUGAAAAGAUUAAUAUUUAAUUAAAAAAAAAAACAAUUGUGUAAUAGAAGAGCCAAUAUGUGGUCUUAAAUCUACAGUACCUACAGCAUGUCCACAUUUACAUUCAAUAGUAAACAUUUAUUUGAUAUAAAUGUAAUAUAAUAUUAUAUAUCAUACAUUGACUUGGGUAAUUAUUACCUACAUUAAGUUCAUUUGCUAAUCAGACAAUUUACGCUUUAUCUUAGAAAUUAAAAAUGAAAAAAAUGUAAUGCAUAUAUUAUAACAAUAUCUAGAACAUAAUACCAGUGUUUUGUACUUGAAAGUUUUUUUUUUAUAAUUGUACUGCCAAUAAUAAAGUAAUAAUUACAUUUUGAAGUAGAAUAAGUAAACUGGCUUUACUUUUUCUUAUAAUAUUGUAUAUUGUGUGACCAUCUUAAAAUAGUAAGAUUUUAGUUUUCUUUAAUGAUUGCAAUAAAUUCGAGUUUCAAUUUAAAUGACUGCAAAUCAGAUAACUCUGUCACUUUAGAUCAUAUCAUUUAAAGUUCUCACCAAAUUCUUGUCAGACCUGAAGUUGAUAAGAGUGCGAUUAUUGAACUAACAAUGUACAAAAUCAAAGGGUAAAGUAGGUACAAAUUAAAUAUGAAGGGACAACUUAUUUGUUGCUCGAAUGCAGCAUCUCUCAGUAACUUGAGAGAUUUUUGGCAAAAACUGUACAAGCAUCUUAUGAAUACUAUGUUUCUGGUCCUAAAAGUAGAAUAUUAAUUUGUGAUUUUUACCAAACAAAACAAAAAUACAAUAUAUAAAAAUAAAACAUGAAUUGAAUAUAAGAUUUGUUCAAUAUUGGCAUACAUUUUAUUGUUACUCCACUACUUAUAGAUUAGACAUUAGUAAAAUGUGAUUAAUAUAGCUUGUUAAACAGAAAGGAAAUUAAUGCAACCAAUCAAUAAAAUGCAUUUGUUACUA
Messenger RNA from Zerene cesonia (dogface butterfly), 4576 nucleotides. Its product is annotated as putative sodium-dependent multivitamin transporter. Gene Ontology annotation, cellular component: membrane. The record is from RefSeq and is a predicted model, not a curated record. Lineage: Eukaryota; Metazoa; Arthropoda; Insecta; Lepidoptera; Pieridae. Gene Ontology annotation, molecular function: symporter activity. Gene Ontology annotation, biological process: transmembrane transport; sodium ion transport. The coding region runs from base 319 to 2004 and encodes 561 amino acids. The transcript is spliced from 11 exons.